AUGUGCUUCUGGACAAAGCCUUCUGUAUCCUGGGUGCCCUUGUUCCUUCUACUCAGCCUUGAUCCCUCUACUGAGACAGAAAAACCCUCUACUCCGGACAGCAGCAGUACUUGGAGUCCAGGGCAGCUGACAGAAAUUCUACGGGUUCUCUCUGCUGAUGACCCCCGUCCCCUGAACCACUCAAGAAGCCUCAUCAGAACAUUGCUGGAGAAAACUGGGUGCCCACGGAGGACCGACGGAAGGCAAGGAGACUGCAAUCUGUGCUUUGAACCGGAUGCCCUGUUACUAAUAGCUGGAGGAGAUUUCGAGGAUCAGCUCAGAGAGGAAGUGAUCCAGCGAGUUUCUCUUCUCCUCCUCUAUUACAUCAUUCAUCAGGAAGAGAUUUGUUCUUCUAAGUUCAACAUGAGUAAUAAGGAGUAUACAUUUUACCUGCACAGCCUUCUCAGCCUCAGGCAGGAUGAAGACUCCUAUUUCCUUUCACAGAAUGAGACGGAAGAUAUCCUGGCUUUCACCAGGCAGUACUUUGACACUUCCAGAAACCAGUGUAUGGAAACCAAAGUGCUGCAGAAAAAAUCUGGAAUCCUAAGCAGUGAUGGUGCCGAUGAAAACACUCUUCCUCAGUUGGCAGCAACAAUCAUUGCUUUGUCCCUCCAAGGUGUUUGUCUGGGACAAAGAAACUUGCCUCCCCCAGACUAUUUUACAGAAUACAUUUUCAGUGCCUUGAAUAGUACGAAUACUCUUCACCUAUCGGAACUAGACAAGCUCCUCAACACUCUCUGGACUAAAAGUACCUGUAUCAGAAAAGAUAAAAUCCAUCAGCUUAGAAGGAAACAAAACACCCUAACAAUUCAUGAUGGAGACUACCCUAAUAUAUCUGUAUCCGUGGACCCAGAAUCAGAAGAUGGUCCAGUUUCCUGGGAUCAGACUUGCUUCUCUGCCGGGCAGCUGGUGAACAUAUUUCUCCAGAACAAGAUUUCACCCAUUUCUAAGGAGGACUUUAAGCAAAUGAGUCCAGGAAUCAUUCAGCAAUUGCUCAGCUGUUCUUGCCAGCUGCCCCAGGACCAACAAGCAAAGAUGGCACCCACCACACUGGAGAAAUAUGGCUACAGCACUGUGGCGGUGACCCUGCUUACGCUGGGCUCCAUGCUUGGGACAACACUGAUCCUUUUCCACAGCUGCGAGGAGAACUACAGGCUCAUUUUACAGCUGUUUGUGGGCCUAGCUGUUGGGACACUUUCUGGGGAUGCUCUGCUCCAUCUCAUCCCUCAGAUUCUUGGUUUACAUAUGCAGGAAACCUCAGAGUUUGGACAUUUCUAUGAAAACAAAGGGCAUAUUUGGAAACUGUUGGGAUUAAUUGGAGGCAUCCAUGGAUUUUUCUUAAUAGAAAAAUGUUUCAUUCUUCUUGUAUCACCAAGUGCCAAGAAAGGCCCAGAAGAUGCACAAGCAGCUGAAAUCCCUAUACCUAAUCUGAACACUCCCAACAGAAAAUGCAAAACCAUUAGCUUGCUAGCAAUAAUGAUUCUGGUUGGGGACAGCCUGCAUAAUUUUGCAGAUGGCCUAGUAAUAGGAGCAGCCUUCUCAUCUUCAUCCGAGGCGGGAAUGACCACGACUAUUGCUAUCUUGUGUCAUGAAAUUCCCCAUGAAAUGGGAGACUUUGCUGUGCUCCUAAGCUCUGGACUUCCUGUUAAGAUUGCCAUCCUGAUGAAUUUUAUAAGUGCUUUAACUGCCUUCAUAGGACUGUAUAUUGGCCUCUCAGUAUCAACGGAUCCAUGUAUUCAAAACUGGAUCUUAACAGUUACGGCCGGGAUGUUCUUAUAUUUAUCCUUGGUGGAAAUGCUUCCUGAAAUGACUCAUGUUCAAACACAGCGACCCUGGUUGAUGUUUCUCCUGCAAAACUUUGGACUGACCCUAGGUUGGCUUUCUCUCUUCCUCUUGGCUAUAUAUGAACAAAAUAUAAAAAUAUAA
This is a messenger RNA of Budorcas taxicolor (takin), 1965 nucleotides long. It is a transcript of the gene SLC39A12, whose product is annotated as solute carrier family 39 member 12. The transcript has 11 exons. Gene Ontology annotation, biological process: intracellular zinc ion homeostasis; zinc ion import across plasma membrane. Gene Ontology annotation, cellular component: membrane. Gene Ontology annotation, molecular function: zinc ion transmembrane transporter activity. Lineage: Eukaryota; Metazoa; Chordata; Mammalia; Artiodactyla; Bovidae. The coding region runs from base 1 to 1965 and encodes 654 amino acids. The record is from RefSeq and is a predicted model, not a curated record.